Messenger RNA from Arvicola amphibius (Eurasian water vole), 3229 nucleotides. It is a transcript of the gene Rhou, whose product is annotated as ras homolog family member U. Gene Ontology annotation, biological process: small GTPase-mediated signal transduction. Lineage: Eukaryota; Metazoa; Chordata; Mammalia; Rodentia; Cricetidae. The record is from RefSeq and is a predicted model, not a curated record. Gene Ontology annotation, molecular function: GTPase activity; GTP binding.
AUGGCCCCGCAGCAAGGCCGGCCGCGUUGCCCCGCCCGUUGCGAGCCGCCGGCGGCACCGCCCGUACCGCCUCGCCGAGAGCGCGGGGGGCGCGGGGCGCGCGGGCCCGGGGUGCCCGGGGGCCGGGGGCGCGCGGGCGGCGCCGAGGGGCGCGGCGUCAAGUGCGUACUGGUCGGCGACGGCGCGGUGGGCAAGACCAGCCUGGUGGUCAGCUAUACUACCAACGGCUACCCCACCGAGUACAUCCCCACGGCCUUCGACAACUUCUCGGCUGUGGUGUCAGUAGAUGGGCGGCCUGUGAGACUCCAGCUCUGUGACACGGCAGGACAGGACGAGUUUGACAAGCUGAGGCCCCUCUGCUACACCAAUGCAGAUAUCUUCCUGCUGUGCUUCAGUGUGGUGAGCCCCACCUCCUUCCAAAAUGUCAGUGAGAAGUGGGUACCGGAGAUUCGGUGUCACUGCCCGAAGGCCCCUAUCAUCCUGGUUGGGACCCAGUCGGACCUUCGAGAAGAUGUCAAAGUGCUUAUCGAACUAGACAAAUGCAAGGAGAAGCCAGUCCCCGAGGAGGCAGCGAAGCUGUGUGCUGAGGAGAUCAAAGCUGUCUCCUAUAUUGAAUGCUCAGCUUUGACUCAGAAAAACCUCAAAGAGGUGUUUGACGCCGCCAUUGUUGCUGGUAUCCAGCACUCGGACUCCCAGCAACAGCCGAAGAAGCCUAAAAGCAGGACCCCAGAUAAGGUGCGGGACCUGUCCAAGUCCUGGUGGAGAAAGUAUUGCUGCCUGGCCUGACCCUCGCAAGCAGCUGGUGUUUAAGCUGCUAGAACUCUUUGUGUCACGUGGGUGUGGUCAUAGGACAAGCCCUCAAAGCGUGCCCCCUUUGUCCUUAAUUCCUGACUGGGAGACUGGAGUUGAGAUUCAUAUGCAAACUAUGUUAGAGAAAUUUGGAAGUUAAGGUUGUUCGUUUUCAUUUUUGUUUCUCGUAACUCUGGAAAACUUAGAGCUGUAGACCUCUGAAUUAAUUUAUAUUUCAUAUGAAAGGGCUCUUCCAAGCUACGUUACUAUGAAGUUCUGCUGCAUUGUACAGGACAAAGGAGACCGUGCCCCUCUCCUGACUAACGGCUACUGAGUGUUCAGUGAAUGACGGGCACACUAGACUUGGUGAGAAUCAGUCCCGGCUUCGAAACCACACAAACCAUACCUGUUUUUGUAAGCGCAAAAAUCUGAAGAAAAGAUAUGCUCCUGACCAGAAGACCUCACACCCGUCCCUUUGCCGUUCACUCGGACUCGCUUGCUUAAGAUUCUAAACCAAAACAUCCCGCUGGCUCCUGACAUUGUGCUGUCUGAAGAGUACACUUGCUUGUAAUGCUUUCUGUUUUGUUCUGAGUCACAUGGCCAGUUGGGUUGCUAUGAAAAUGGUGGGAAUGGCUCUUGGAAGGCAAGUGCUGGGUGCAGAUCCGGCAUUUUUUUUUUUUUCAGGGAGCAACUGACUCAUGUUGAGUUCAGAGAGUGCUCUUUGCUUUCAGGACUGGCUUGUGCACUGGACCAUCUGUGUCCCGGUGAUGAAAGCAAGAGGAAGUUCUUGUCUAGGGACUUAAAGCCGCCAAACUCACAGCAUCCCAUUUGCAAGAAGGGGGUCCCUUCCUCGAGAUAAGCCAUAGUCGAUUGUGGAACACACAUACACACAGACACACAGACACACACACACACACACACACACACACAGGCGGCUGGUUUGCUAAUGACAUUUUGAGACACACAAAAGCCUGGUUGCAGAUGUCAGGGUGGCAUGCCUUCCUCUUGACAUUUCUUUGAACAGACAUCAUUUUGUAGAAUGUUAUCUUCAUUUACACAUUUUUGAAACUAUCUUAAAAUGUGGGAUGAGUGUACUUUUGAUGUUCAGAAGAUCAUGCUUGUGGCGCUUGUCCUUUAAGGGGAGGGUCUUACAGCUGACUGUCCCGAGACUGUCCUGUGUUAGGAAAGCUCUUUCACAGUGUUGUAGGUACUUCCAAGAUGCCGUAGGGGCCAGACAAUGAAUCCCAGCUUCUCGUUUGCUGUGGGCAAGGUACCUCUUGGUGGCCACCUGGUAACAAAAUUUUCUCUCUGUGAAAAUUUUUUUUUAUAUUAAAAAAAAAUCAACCUUAUGUUUUUCUAUAGAAAAAAAAGUAAAAAGAUCAGGUCAUAUUCAGGUCAAAGACUUCUUCCUGCUGGCAAAUAGGACCCAAGACUUUCUUUAUUAAAGUAAAAAGGUUAAUUGUGAACCACCAGGAAACAUGAACUGUUUGUGACUGAGCCUCCAGCACAGUGCCAGUGACGUCAGCCACGCUUUCCUGACAUGUUUCUUUGUCGCCUGGGCGGUAGCAUUGCUUCACUUACGGAACUGCUUGUAACUGGGCCUCGUGACUUGAGCUUACUGCCCCUACUGUGCUUGGCUGCCUGGAAAGCCCGCCUCCAAGUGGAGGCUCCGCCUAUCCUGUGUACAGAAAGUGGGUGGGGAAGAGUGAGUAUAAUAUUUAAUUUUAAAUAUUAUAAUAAAAGCCAAUGUAGUGGAGACCAAGGAAAUGAACAUUUAGAACCCAGACUUGAAGUAUGGUGCCAGGGCUGUGGGGCCUUGCGCCCUGUCUCUGGGCCACCGGGAAGUGGUAUGAAGGAUGCUGUGUGACCAAGUUCUGGACACUUCCUUCCUGGGUGGAUAUUCCUGGGCUGUUAUGCCACAAAUCUACUGGAUUGACACUGACCUGCAAGUUUUCAAUAUAUUACUGCAGCCUAUGGAGUAAUAAGGUCUGGAUGUACUUGAGGUUUUCCUGCAUUUUUACUUUUCGAAAAUAGAGAUUUGGGCUGAGAAAUUUUUAAAAGUCUGUGCCUGAAUAAAAUGUAAAGUUGGCUCUCUUUGUGGCUGAAAAGUGGCAGAAUAUACAGGCUGGCGUCUCGGGAGGGCUCUGUGAGCCGUGUGCGUAGCCAUGUCUCUGACUCAGUGAAGGCCGAGUCACCCGGAAAACACACUAGAGCAGGCCGCAAAGCUGUCACCUCAUCGUGUGUGCAAGCAAACUUUUGAUACCUUUACUUUCUGCUCAACAGACAUGUGAGCAGCUCCCCAGACGUCUCAAGCCACACCACCCUGCAGGUGCCUUACCAACGUGUGCUUUCUGUUCUCACGUGUCAAAGAUGUUGGACAGAAUCUUGUACUUGAAAAUGCUAUAAAUGAGUCACUAUGAAAUAAACUCUGACCUGUGGA